Messenger RNA from Alternaria arbusti, 852 nucleotides. RefSeq lists its product as uncharacterized. The transcript is spliced from 3 exons. Bases 1 to 852 code for a protein of 283 amino acids. Lineage: Eukaryota; Fungi; Ascomycota; Dothideomycetes; Pleosporales; Pleosporaceae. Gene Ontology annotation, molecular function: protein binding. The record is from RefSeq and is a predicted model, not a curated record.
AUGGACUGCCCAUUCUAUCAAUACAAGAGCCUGGCUGCGCCCGAUCAUAUCCGCCUCAUUACCAUCCUUCCUGGAGAGCGGGGAUCGGCAAUCAAACUCGGUAUCGAGCAUGCCGACAUCAACUCGCAUCCCAACUAUGAGUGCCUGUCGUACGCUUGGGGGACAGACGGUCCGGACCGGUCCAUCACUAUUAACGACUCUUCGUUAUUUGUCACUGCUACCCUCUAUGUCGCACUCGAGCAUCUUCGCCAUGCAUCACAAGAGCGCAAGAUUUGGAUAGACGCUAUUUGCAUCAACCAGAAAGACUUCGCUGAGCGCAAUAGUCAAGUCGCUAUCAUGAGGAAGAUUUACAAGAAUGCGACGCGCGUAGUUGUGUGGAUUGGACCUGCUACCGAGUCGAGCGAACAGGCCAUGGAAUUUUUGGAGAUGUUGGCUACAGCUAGGAAACAUCGCAAAUGGUAUACGCGCGAUUGGUCCAGGUUGGAUGAAAAGGCUAAGGAGCCAAAACCCGACCCGCCAAUACCAGACCCGCCAGUACCAGACCCGCCAGUACCAGACCCGCCAAUACCUGACCUGCCAGAAUCAGACCCACGCUUGCAAGAAUUGAUUGAUCGCCGGUACGACGAAUUCGAUGAGUACAUGGUGGCUGUGGAAACUGCGGAAGCUACAAAGCACGAUUUCGCCGUGACAGGCAUUCCCGUACUGUAUAACAUGGAUGGCAAUCCCUACGACGAGUAUUUCAAGAAUGAAUGGGAGGCCUAUUGGGAGGCCCUCGAUGAGCUACUUGCUCGCCCUUGGUGGGAGCGGACCUGGAUUCAUGGGACGAUAUUGGAGAUGCUCUGGAAGGCAUGA